AUGACUGUCACUCAUAAUACUCAAGAUCUAUUGAGUCCAUUAACACGUCUUUUAUCUCCUACAAUGUUAAAUGAACAACAAACUCAAUCGACAAAUAACAACAAUAACAGUCAUCAAUCGUUACCGUGGUUAUAUAUACCAAAACGUAUUAUUGUUGCUCUUCUAACAUCAUUUGGAUUACUUUUAUUAUCAGUGGUACAAACAAAUUUUGCAAUAACAGCAUCAUUUAUAUUAAAUCCAAAAGAUUCGAAAGACAUACCAGUUGAUGCAGAUACAUUGUCAUAUACUACUUCAAAAAUUCAGUGGACAUCGGUAGAAAUGGGCUAUUUAAAUAGUAUAUUUUAUUUGGGUUACAUUGCUACACACAUUCCAAGUGGUUAUCUUGUAACUAAAUUAUCACCAACACGAUUAUUUGUAUAUCCACUGUUGAUCAUGCUCAUUUUAAAUUUUUUUCUUCCAUUCUCAAUUAGUAUACUUUCAAAUCAAUAUCAUAUAAAUUAUUAUUCAACAGCCAUUAUUCGAUUAUUACAAGGAUUUUGUGCUGGAUGUGCUUUUCCAGCUAGUCAUGGUAUAGUAGCAAACUGGUGUCCACCGAAUGAACGAGGACGAAUGGGUGGAUUUAUUUAUACUGGGCUCUAUGCUGGACCUGUUCUCGGAUUUGCUCUAGGUGGUCUUAUAGCAAAAUAUUUUGGACAUUAUAUCAUUUAUUAUGCGACAGGUAUGCUCGGUUUAAUAUGGUCAUUAACAUUCAUUUUAUUAAUUUAUGAUUCACCACGUGAACAUCCAACAAUUUCCAAAGCCGAAAAAGAUCAUAUUGAAAAAAGUAUUGCAGAAGUGGCAUCAUUAUAUGAACCAAAACCAGUACCAUGGCGUGCAAUCUUAACAUCAUUACCCGUGUGGGCUAUUGCAUUUGCUCAUUUUGCUCGUGGUUGGACAUUUUAUUUAUUAUUAACAAAUCAACCGGCAUUUUUAAAUGCAUUCGGAUUUUCAGUAGCUGAAAAUGGAACACUGGGUUCAUUACCUCAUAUUAUGAAAGUUUUAGUGGCAUUACAAAGUGGAUUUUUAGCAGAUUAUAUGAGAUUAAAAUUAUGGUGGUCAACAAAAACUGUUCGAAAAAUAAUGACUUGUACUGGUUACAUAGUUGAAGCAAUGUGUUUAAUGGUUGUUUGUCACGUUCAUAAUGGGUAUAUUGGCAUUGCUCUACUAACAAUUGGUGUUGGAGCUAGUGGACUUAUGGUAUCAGGGUGGCACUUAAAUCAUCAAGAUUUAGCACCACGUUAUGCAUCGGUUCUAGCUGGUUUCACUGCAUUUAUAGGUACAACGGCUGGUAUAAUAAGUCCGAUCAUUGCUGGUAUACUUACGAGAAAACAAGAUAUACUUGGUUGGACAUAUGUAUUCACGAUAUGUUCAUUAGUUUUAUUUGGAGCUGCAAUAUUCUAUUUCUUUUUUGCAGCUGGUGACUUGCAAAUCUGGGCUACACAUGUUGAAACACAAACGGUUCGUUUACAUUCUGAAAAAUUACCAUCGGUGACAGCAUUUGAACAUAGUAUUCAAGAAGAUGUACCAAUAAAAAAACAGAAAAAUAACAGUCAAAGUUUUAUGACGAGUAGUUACAACACAUUCAAUGAUGAUCAGAAUAGUAACAAUAUUAUUACAAAGAAUUAA
Messenger RNA from Didymodactylos carnosus, 1665 nucleotides. The record is from the annotation of a GenBank genome assembly. NCBI's taxonomy places the organism in Eukaryota, Metazoa, Rotifera, Eurotatoria, Philodinida, Philodinidae.